UUAUCUCCUUAUUUAUUUAUUUAAACAUUUAUAUCAGUAUGGACUCACACAUUUAAUUGUAUACUUUGGGUUAUCAACCAAUACAAUGUUAUUUCUUUUGUUUGCUCAAAUUGUUUCAGAUUUGGCCACUGGGAGUUUCCUUCUAUAAUUUUCAUGGACUAUCUCAUCAUGUUUGUGCCAAUAAACUACUUUCCUAGAUUAGAAGGUUGAGUUUAGCUCUUGAGAGCGUUUAAGCACCUUUGGUUGACCUGGCACCUUGGUAUGUGGAACUCCAACUCACAAUGGACAUAAGAGACAAACUUUACAACCCCACAACUAUUCACUAAUGUUUCUGGAUGGGCUAGUAAGUCCAACCUCCUCUUGGGAUUAAGUUUACUGAUGGAGGCGGGUGAGACAGGGCCAAAGCUGGAGCUACUGGGAGUCAAGAAGGUGCCCAGGCAUUUGCUUCCUUAAGGGUGAGAGGGAAGCAGGUGACAUGAUCCUAAUUUAGAGCAUUACCAGCCCUUGAGGAGGCCUACCUGCCCAAGCGUCCUGAGACUCCCCUAGUAGGGAGUGAUUUGUAGCCCAAGGAUGGUGUCCACCCAUUCUCAGGGCUUGAUCCACAGACUGCAGCAGUUAAGGUGUUCAAGAGGCUUGAGUUGGGACUAGCACCCCAUACUUAUCUCCAGGACUUAAACUUGGGCACAAGUAAGGUUUUUGGAUGCUCUUUUGUCUACCUGUAGUGGUGUAGACCUGUCCUUGACCCCUCCUGUGAUUUUCAUCUCUUUGUCUUGGGAGGGUAUCGCACUUGGGAGCCAGGAUAGUUUGAGGGAAGGAGUAGCAGGAAACAGGGGUGACAGUUGGAGCUGGGACAACAGAGCAGUUGGCUCAGCAUGGAAUCACUUAGACACAUCACCUCCAGUUGGUCUUUGGCAAAGAAGAAACCACAUCCUCUCCAAGAGCUUUGCCCUCAAGAGUAGGAAGGGCUUCCCACUCUUAACAGCCCAAAGGCUGAGGGAGCCACAUGUGCCAGGUCCCUGCCCACAGGCCUUUGGAGCUUCUAGGAGGGGUGUGGGCUGGGCUUAGGGUGCUAGUAGUUUAUAAAGCAGCAGAAAUCCUGUCCUGAGCAGAGCAUUCUAGCAGCUGACACGAUGAGGGGGGCACUGCUUGUGCUGGCAUUGCUGGUGACCCAAGAGCUGGGCGUCAAGAUGGCGGAAACUUGCCCCAUUUUUUAUGACGUCUUUACUGCGGUGGCCAGUGGAAAUGAAUUACUGUUGGACUUCUCCCUCAUAAGAGUCAAUGCUACUGAACCAGAGAGAACAGCCAUGAAAAAAAUCCAGGAUUGCUACGUGGAGAACGGACUCUUAUCCAGGGUCUUGGAUGCACUAGUCAUGGCAACCAUCAGCAAAGUUUGCAUCGUUGAAACAAGUCAGAACACCGUAGAAGAUCUCAAGCUGAACACUUUGGGGAGAUGAAUCUUUGCCGCUGAUGCCCCUCCUGAGCCCCAUCCUCCUGCCCUGUUCUUUACACCUAAAGCUGGAAUCCAGACACCUGUCCUCACCUAAUUCACUCUCAAUCAGGCAGACUAGAAUAAAAAAACUGCAUCUUA
Prionailurus viverrinus (fishing cat) is the source of this 1588-nucleotide messenger RNA. Its product is annotated as major allergen I polypeptide chain 2-like. The record is from RefSeq and is a predicted model, not a curated record. Bases 1131 to 1454 code for a protein of 107 amino acids. NCBI's taxonomy places the organism in Eukaryota, Metazoa, Chordata, Mammalia, Carnivora, Felidae. The transcript has 3 exons.